UUCUUCUUGUCAUCCAGUGAGGUCAAAAUGGCGGCAUGCUGCAUGUAAAGAGGUCGUAACUACAACCGGCUUUUUGUUUCGGGAACAUGUAUAAAACACCAUGUAGAAGGCUGUCAGGUUUUGUUGGAGUGCAUGUGAAACAAAAACUGCUUCAAAAUGCUCCUCAAAGUAACCAGACUUUUAGCUGCCUCAUCCAGCUGCAUAGAAGAGACCCUUCAACCUGGCUGACGUAUCAACAUCUUAAUUUCCUUAAGCGACUGUAUGUUACAAAAAAAGGCAGCGAGCUCCACCAGCGUGCCAUCCCCAAACAGUCACACAUCAUGAACACUGUGGAUGAGAAAGAUGACAGUCUUGAAACUGAAGUGGAAAGAAUAUCGGCCAUUAAUCCUCUGAUGCCAGAUUCUGUUUCCCAACCGGAUUUUGUUGCCGCAAAGUUGCAGCCCAAACUCUCCACUCCACAACCUGCUAUGGAGAAGAAGACUUUGCCGGAAAGAACGGUGUCUCAAGCCGAAGCGUCUUCAGCGGAGCCGCCGCACAUCUAUGUUGAAACGGAGGAAGUGAGGCAGGCGCGGCUGGACAGACAGUGGAAGCAGCUGAAGCUUGAUCUGUCGGAGUUACCGGAUAUCUACUCCAGACUUUCCAAAAUCAAACUGACAGCUCUGGUGGUUAUUACUGCAGCUGCUGGUUUCUCAAUGGCUCCAGUGCCCUUCGACCCCAUCAACUUUGUAGUUUCUUCUCUGGGAACAGGCCUUGCAUCUUGUGCAGCCAAUACAAUUAACCAGUACUUUGAGGUGCCCUUUGACUCCAACAUGAAUCGCACAAAGAACCGUCCCCUUGUCAGGGGACAGAUCAGUCCCCUACAUGCCGUCUCAUUUGCCCUGGCUUGUGGCGUUCCUGGAGUGGCUCUGCUCACCCUGGCAGUAAAUCCUUUAACAGGCUUCCUGGGUGCCCUCAACAUCUUUCUGUACACCUGUUGCUACACGCCACUUAAAAGACUUAGCAUCACCAACACCUGGAUUGGAGCGCUGGUUGGGGCGAUUCCUCCUGUGAUGGGCUGGACCGCUGCCACGGGCUGUGUGGACCCAGGUGCUUUGCUGCUGGGUGGUUUCCUGUACAGCUGGCAGUUCCCCCACUUCAAUGCUCUCAGCUGGAACUUGAGGGAAGACUACUCCCGCGGCGGUUACCGCAUGAUGUCCGUCACCCACCCCUCCAUGUGCAAGCGCGUGGCGCUGCGCCACAGCCUGGCUCUCAUCGGGCUGUCCACGAUGGCGCCCGUGCUGGACGUCACCACCUGGACCUUUCCCGUGAUCUCCUUACCCAUCAACCUGUACAUCAGCUACCUGGCCUUCCGCUUUUACCAAAAGGGAGACCGUAACAGCGCCCGCAAGCUCUUCUUCUGCAGCCUCUGGCACCUUCCCAUGCUGCUGCUUCUGGCUCUCACCUGCAAGAAGUACAACAGAGGUGGCGAGGACUCUGGGCCGGCGCCACUCACAGUGCCAGCUAACUAAUGUGAGAGAACUCACAGCUGUUUUUUAAAGAAUUCGAAGAACACCAUUGAUUGUGGAUAUGUACAUAUUCUGUAUUUAUCUCUAAAAAGUUUAUCUCUGUUGGUCGUAAAUGAACCUGUACAGUUUAAACCUCUCUUUAAACACACCUCAGCGCCUGGACAACCUCAAGGGGAUUACAAAUGCCUCAUUUUUUUUAUUCAUCUGGAGUAAAUAUGUCAGGGUGUUCUUAACUUUUACUUAAUCUCUGGUAAUUAACAGUUAAUAAACCCUAUUUUAUUUGCUGGCGUUGUGGCACUUUAGUCUGAAAUGAACCAAAAGCAGAAGGUUGAACUCUCUAAGAACGAAUACUUCAAGAAAAAAACAUUUCAUGAUUUUUGUUGUGUGUCCGAUCUUUUGUACGUCCAGCAGCAACAUCGGCCUAUAAAAUAAAAAGGAGAUGCUGACUCAG
This is a messenger RNA of Oryzias latipes (Japanese medaka), 1956 nucleotides long. It is a transcript of the gene cox10, whose product is annotated as cytochrome c oxidase assembly factor heme A:farnesyltransferase COX10. Gene Ontology annotation, biological process: heme A biosynthetic process. Gene Ontology annotation, cellular component: mitochondrion; mitochondrial membrane. NCBI's taxonomy places the organism in Eukaryota, Metazoa, Chordata, Actinopteri, Beloniformes, Adrianichthyidae. Gene Ontology annotation, molecular function: protoheme IX farnesyltransferase activity. The record is from RefSeq and is a predicted model, not a curated record.